Molecule: messenger RNA, 632 nt
Organism: Colossoma macropomum (tambaqui)
Lineage: Eukaryota; Metazoa; Chordata; Actinopteri; Characiformes; Serrasalmidae
Gene: gemin7
Product: gem (nuclear organelle) associated protein 7
Exons: 2
Coding region: 18-461 (147 amino acids)
Biological process (GO): spliceosomal snRNP assembly
Cellular component (GO): SMN-Sm protein complex
Source: RefSeq, a predicted model, not a curated record
CUUUUCUCCACUCACCGAUGCGGGAAACGCGAACUGCUGUUUAUAAAUUGCAGAAGCGAAGCUGUGAGAAUAACAUGAAAACGCCAGUGAGUGUUCUGCGCUUGCCCAGAGGACCUGAGCCCAACAGCCGUGGAUUUGACCCAAACUCCCCUCGUUACAUCGCGCUGUGUCCUACAACAAUUCCAGCUUCAAAAGGGAAUGAAGCAGAUUUUGUAAACCUCGAAGAGGAACAACAGUUGCGUUCAGAGCUUAGAGAGCGUUUUCUACGCAGUCUUAUAGCAAUGACGGACAAGCAGGUUCAGUUCAACCUGUACGAGAAGGUUCAAGUUCAAGCGAAGUUCGGAGCUUCGGACAUAGACGUUCUGAACUUUCAAGUUUCUGAUCUACAGACGCCUCUUGGUGUGCAGAAGGAGGCCCUGCUCAGGUGUCAGGACAUGAUUUCAUAUUCUUUUCACUUGUGAAUUUGGGUGGUGUUGUGAACUUAUAUAAAAGAGACAUUUAUUUAUUCCCCUGAUUGAACAGGAGGUGGCAAAAUCUGAUGUAUUUGAGGAGAUGGGUGAAAAUACUCAACAUGCAGUUCAUAUAUGCGCCACAAGAGGGAGGCAGAACUAUGGUUUACUUUUGAGUGAGGU